CUUCAGGUUGGUGCAAGCCGGCUUCAACUGAAACGACUCUGGUCAAUUUGGACUUGUUGCGCCGACCAGUCUCACCAGUCUCGCCUGUCCUGGAGGGAUAUCAAGUCCCGAGUCGCGGGUCGUGCUUUUCAACUCUUUCAACGCGCAUUCUCAUUUCCUGUCUGCUGCACUGGCGCAUCGCUUCCGUUCAGUUCAGUUCAGUUGCACUCUCGGACGUCCACUUUGUUGGUUUUGUGUCGUACAGAACGAGGCGCUCGACUGCAGGACGGUUCUUUCUUCGCCAGCGCUCACAGGUCCUUUUUUAAACCCACAGUCGUUUCCACCAACAAUAACCACCAGCCAACAGCACCAACGCUUCAUCUUCGUCGUCUAUAACAGAACUCGGUAUAACUUCCAUUUCAGCUAUUUGCCAUCUGGAUCACUUUGGCCGUCGACCUACGCCAAGCGCGUCGCGUGUUCAAGGUCAUCCAGCCUUCACCUUAAUACUACCAACUCUCAAGGUUCCGCAGGCAUCCAUUCAGCAAAACAUCAUCCCGUAUCUCUUUGGUAAUUUCCCUAAAGAUGGACGCAAAGCCCCAGCGUCCUCUGUGGGCUCCUCCCGUUCGAUACGGUGACGAGAAUAUCCCACCUGCCGAUCCGACUCAUCAAAGUAAGAGGUCGGACAGCAAGAUCAAGGCAAUGAUGGCGGUUAACGGCACCUUGAACGCACCACCCAAGAGGGCUGCCUGCUUCGACAAGAGCAACACCUCGAAGCCACUAGCCGACGGCGGGAACAAGGACAUGCUGAAGAACAGGGUGAAACCGAUGGUCACAACCAGCAGCACUCGAGACCUACGGUCGGAUGGCAGGGAGAAUAACCGCUCGGCAGCGGAGGAGCAUUAUAUGCGGCCAACGGCGACCUCGAAGGCAGCAUCACACGGCCACCAAAAGUAUUCUUCGACGGCUCCCCUAUCAUCCCAUGCCGCCAGCGGGGCAUACGGUGGCAUUCGCUCACACAAUGCCAUCGCCAAACUCUCCGCACCGGUCAAGAAAACGACCAACGUAUACCGCGACAACAAAGUCAAGGAGGAGAGCACAUCUCAUGCGCCCACUUCCUCGUCAGUUGAUGAUCUUGUUGCGAUGGUCGACAAGCAUAUUAAGGAUCCACGCCACUACAAAAGUCAACCGCAACUCAAGUCGGACCAGCAGCAUACCCUACACCGGAAUCAGAGCAAAUACGUGCCCAAUUACGAGAACCUGAAUGACGUGGAUGAUCCCGACGAUUCAAAUGCCGAUUACGCCGAGUCUUACGAGGACGCGGUCGAGCAAUUAUCCAGAGAUCUCGAUAUUCCUGCGAACACUGAUCCUGCAGCUAUCGUCCACGCAAAUCACAUGUCAAUCGCCCAAGCCAGUUAUGACUCGAUGCCUCAAGGCGCACCACUCGCACCCUCGAAACCAGUCAGGGCCCUUCCACUGCCCCCCAACGUCUCUGAUCCCGAAGAGUAUUCUGAAGAUGACGACGAUCAGGACCUCUACGACGACCAAGGAUAUACCACCGCCCAUUCUUAUCGAUCUCAUUGCGACAAUACCACAGGAGGACCUCCCACAUUAGUCGCGCCCAAAUUUACCGCGGACAUCCAGAAGGAACUUGACAUUGCGAAGGCAUGGGUUUUGGAGCAUCAAACGGAGGAAGAGGUUGAGGAAGAGAAUUGGGAUGUGAGCAUGGUAGCUGAGUACGGCGACGAGAUCUUUGAGUACUUGCGCGAGCUUGAGGAACGGAUGCUUCCGAAUCCUCACUACAUGGACAUCCAAACCGAGAUCCGGUGGUCCAUGCGAUCCGUCCUCAUGGACUGGCUGGUCCAGGUUCACCAUCGCUUCAGUCUUCUCCCGGAGACCCUCUUUCUCACCGUGAACUACAUCGACCGCUUUCUUUCAGUUAAGGUUGUUUCGCUGGGCAAGCUUCAACUGGUUGGCGCGACUGCCAUUUUCGUCGCAGCCAAGUACGAGGAGAUCAACUGCCCUUCCAUUCAGGAACUUGUGUACAUGGUGGAUCAGGGAUACUCUGUUGAGGAGAUUCUAAAGGCAGAGAAGUUCAUGCUCACCAUGCUGAACUUCGAACUUGGUUGGCCAGGCCCGAUGAGCUUCCUUCGGCGCAUUAGCAAAGCCGAUGACUACGAUUUGGAAACUCGAACUCUUGCAAAGUACUUGCUCGAAGUGACUAUCAUGGAUGAGCGUUUUGUGGGCUGCCCUGCGAGUUAUCUUGCUGCCGGUGCCCAUUGCCUCUCCCGCUUUUUCCUGCAAAGAGGGCCAUGGACACAUGCCCAUGUUCACUUUUCCGGCUAUACGCUGGCUCAAUUGAGGCCACUCAUCAUUAGCAUCCUCGACUGCUGCCAGGAACCACGCAAACAUCACGGCGCGGUAUACGACAAGUACUCUCAUCAGAGGUUCAAGUCCGCGUCUACUUUCGUGGAAGGCAAAAUUGCGAACGGUUUCGUGCUGCCGAUUCGAACGAACGCUUCUAUCAGCGACAGUGCGCAAUCAUAGACCCAACCAUGCCCUCCACCCGUUCGCCCUAGCAUGCAUCUUGGUCAAUAAGAACAUGCUGACGUUGAGGCGAAUUACCAACUGCAUUGUUAGGAAGAGACCACAACGAUAGCGGCUCUUUCCUCUUAAUAUGUCCACUAAAGGAGAUGUACAACUAGUUAUGGCGCUGCUUUCAUCGACGACGGCAGCACCUGUUUCGUACCUCCGGGCCCGCGGAUAACAUAUUCUCCUUUCGGACAUCCGAUACUACGUAUUAUAGACUCUUUUGGGACAGUCUGAUCUAAUCUUUGGUACUCCACGGGUCCGGCGGUGCCAAAUUCAUGCCAAAGUAAACGAAAAGACUACGAAAAAAGGAAACAAAGCUUUGAUGAUGAAGCGACGAAGUACGACAUAUUCUACCCGCUUACCUAUUGUGGGUUUCGAUUUCACUUGCGCUUGCAGUGUUAUUUUCACCGCAGGUUAUGGGGCAGAUUGCCCCCUUUCUUUUUCCUAUUCAUCGGCGUUUCAGGAGGUCAAGAUUCAUACGGCUCCAACUUUCAGGCGCGAUAUUGGAGGUAAUCGUCAUGCAUUGUCUCGACGGCUUCUACACCAGGUUGAGAUUCUAGGCGAAAAAGAGGAGGGAAAGAAAGAAGAAAAAAAAGAAGAAAAAAAGGGGAAAAGGGGGGGUGGCUCAUCUAAAGGGAAACUGGAACGGCGUCUGCUUCAGGGAUUCAUAUCAGAGACGAAUGGACGGAUGGGUCGACAAAUGGACAAGAUGGAAUGGCGUCGGUACAAUGGACAUGAUAUUUCAACGAGCUUCAGCCUUUAGUGCGAGUGCAUGGUCUUCCAAGUUCUACCGACAUUUUUAUGUCUAGCUUAUUUUAUUUAUC
Neurospora crassa OR74A is the source of this 3392-nucleotide messenger RNA. RefSeq names its product G2/mitotic-specific cyclin. Lineage: Eukaryota; Fungi; Ascomycota; Sordariomycetes; Sordariales; Sordariaceae. Gene Ontology annotation, cellular component: cyclin-dependent protein kinase holoenzyme complex; cytoplasm; centrosome. Bases 562 to 2523 code for a protein of 653 amino acids. Gene Ontology annotation, biological process: regulation of cyclin-dependent protein serine/threonine kinase activity; mitotic cell cycle phase transition. Gene Ontology annotation, molecular function: cyclin-dependent protein serine/threonine kinase regulator activity. The transcript has 4 exons. The record is from RefSeq and is a predicted model, not a curated record.